Molecule: messenger RNA, 1067 nt
Organism: Rhododendron vialii
Lineage: Eukaryota; Viridiplantae; Streptophyta; Magnoliopsida; Ericales; Ericaceae
Product: acireductone dioxygenase 2
Exons: 7
Coding region: 229-831 (200 amino acids)
Molecular function (GO): acireductone dioxygenase [iron(II)-requiring] activity
Source: RefSeq, a predicted model, not a curated record
UUUUAAAUAUUAAUUUUUUAUUUUAUAAAAUAGAUUAUUUUCUAAAUAUAUUAUUUUUAAUUUAAAAUAAAAAAUACUACGUAAGUACUUGUUUUAACGUCAACACACCAUAAAUCCCUUCAGAAUUUUCGGAAUUUAAAAUAAUUUCCCCCAUCGCGUUGCCUCAAAGCGCAGGACUCGAAAGAAGGAAGAGAGAGAGAGAGAGAGAGAGAGAGAGAGAGAGAGGAUAUGGGUUCAUCGUGCAAGGAUGACAGGGAGGAAGUCCUAGAGGCAUGGUACAUGGAUGAUAGCACCGAAGACCAGAGACUUCCUCAUCACCGGGAACCCAAGGAAUUUGUCUCUCUAGACAAGCUUUCUGAACUUGGAGUACUCAGCUGGCGGUUGGAUGCUGAUAACUAUGAAGCAGAUGAGGAAUUGAAGAAAAUUCGUGCGGAACGUGGAUAUUCCUACGUGGACUUCAUUGAGGUUUGCCCAGAGAAGCUGCCAAAUUAUGAGGAGAAAAUCAAAAACUUUUUUGAAGAACAUCUUCAUACAGAUGAAGAGAUCCGCUACUGCUUGGCUGGAAGUGGUUAUUUUGAUGUGAGGGACCGCAAUGAUGCUUGGAUCCGUGUCUGGGUGAAGAAAGGGGGAAUGAUUGUCCUGCCUGCCGGAAUUUAUCACCGCUUUACGCUUGAUUCAAACAACUAUAUAAAGGCCAUGCGGCUUUUUAUUGGUGAUCCAAUUUGGACUCCUUUCAAUCGUCCUCAUGAUCAUCUACCUGCAAGGAAAGGUUAUCUCGAAACCUUUGUGCAGAAGGAUGCUGCCAGCCCUGCUGUCGAUGCUGCAGCUUGAACAUCCAAAAUCUUGGUUUUGUUCUCAGAAACCGAUAUGGCUUCUUGUCAAACUAUAAGAAUAGUAAAAAAAAAGUACUCGUACAAUAAAGAGUUUGUGACUCUAACGAACAUAUAUUGGCCUGUGGAACUGUAUGCUUAUACUUUGUUGGAAUGCUUACUAGGGUUCUAUGUAUAAAUGGUGUUAUGUUUCACUAAUGCUUGUAUUUGAAGUACCAUGUUUGGGUACCAUUUUAU